This is a messenger RNA of Boeremia exigua, 1369 nucleotides long. RefSeq lists its product as uncharacterized. Lineage: Eukaryota; Fungi; Ascomycota; Dothideomycetes; Pleosporales; Didymellaceae. Bases 134 to 1192 code for a protein of 352 amino acids. The transcript has 3 exons. The record is from RefSeq and is a predicted model, not a curated record. Gene Ontology annotation, molecular function: nucleic acid binding.
UGAAGUCGGAAGUGGCCAGGGUCUGCCCCACAAGUGGGUCGAACUCUUAGCAGCGCGCUCUCGCCAAAAGAUUUUGGCGGACUCCCGCAAUUCAUCUUUCAGCAACUCCAGACCAAAGUCACCAGCCGUCAAGAUGGGUCUCGCACAGCAAAAGAAUCGUUCCAAAAUUUCCAACGACCCUCAGAACAACCACUGGGCGAACAAUACGGAGCGUUUCGGUCACAAGAUUCUGGCCUCACAGGGAUGGAAGUCUGGCGACACUCUCGGCGCCAAAGAUGCCGCCCACGAAGCGCACUACACGCAAGCCUCGCAGUCACACAUUCGUGUGUUUCUGAAAGAUGACAAUUUGGGCCUGGGCGCGAAACGUGGAAGCGAGCGCGCAGAGAACUUUGGUCUCGCCGGUUUGGAGAGCAUCUUGGGACGUUUGAAUGGAAGAGAAGAAGAAGUCAAGAAAGAGGAGGCCAGGCGGGAGGAGAUCGAGAAGAGAGCGUACGUGUUUAGGAAGUUUGGCUCGAUGAACUUCAUCAGCGGCGGCUUCCUUGUCGGCGACAAGCUUGUGCCCAGGGCAGAAGUCAAGCUUGAGGGAACAGAGCCGAAAAUCAAAGAGGAGCCGGACAGCGACGACGGCGUGGGCAAGAAGCGCAAGCGAGAGGUGGCUGAUGCGACCGAAGAUGACACAAGCGAGCUAAAGCUGAAGCGUAAGAAGAAGAGCAUGGAUCUGCGUGACGAGGCAGACACGCAAGACAAAAAGAUCAAGAAGGAGAAGAAGGAGAAAAAGAAGGCGGAUAAAUCAAGCAAGAAGAUCAAAAAGGAGAAAGCUUCGUCCGACCCCGAGCCUAUGUCUGAUGACGCGCCCACACCUGCGUCCGACCCCGAACCCCUCACAGACAAGGCAAGACGAAAGGCAGAGAAGAAAGCCCGCAAGGAGGAGAAGAAGCUCAAGAAGGCGCUGAAGAAGGCAGCAAAGGCGGCCAAGAAGUCCAAGGACAGCGCCGACGAUUCCAGCUCAGAGAGCGAUGAUGAUGACACAACUCCCAGCUCCUCGGUACCAGCGACGGGCGCUUCCACGCCUAGCUUUGUACCGAGAGGUGUGCAGAUGGCCAGACACAGGCACAUCAUGAUGAAGAAGCGCGCAAGCAUGGAUCCGCAGGCACUGAAAGAGAUUUUUAUGAUCAAGACUCCAGUAGCGUAGUCAUUCUAAGACGAUUGCUUUCAUCAUGUGCAUAAGCGAGGAGUUUCGGGGUGUUUGUUUGUUGCAUGAGGAUUAGGAAGCUUUUAUUUGUUAUAUACCGACAUAUUGAUAGGCGGUUGAAAGCACCGAAGGCAAGCCACUAUCGGGACGUUCAAGCGAAACCAUCGGCACAUUUUG